Cricetulus griseus (Chinese hamster) is the source of this 1528-nucleotide messenger RNA. NCBI's taxonomy places the organism in Eukaryota, Metazoa, Chordata, Mammalia, Rodentia, Cricetidae. The record is from RefSeq and is a predicted model, not a curated record.
GUGCCGGGGGUCGCAGGGACACUGGGGGUUCCCGGCCGCCCCAAAUCCUUAGGCAGGGUGUGCAGUGCCCUUGGCAGUCGGAAUCGGGGCUUUUCGUUGGUCCCGAGCGGCGCUACGGGGGCAGUGGAGGCAGAGAGGCGUCUAGUCUUGCUGGCUCAGCAAGCCUGAUAAGCAUGAAGCUGCUGUGUUUGGUGGCUGUGGUGGGGAGCUUGCUGGUGCCCCCAGCUCAAGCCAACAAGGUGAGGGAGAGCUCUGAGGAUAUCCGGUGCAAAUGCAUUUGUCCACCUUACAGAAACAUCAGUGGUCACAUUUACAACCAGAAUGUGUCUCAGAAGGACUGCAACUGCCUGCAUGUGGUGGAGCCCAUGCCAGUGCCUGGCCACGAUGUGGAAGCCUACUGCCUGCUUUGCGAGUGCAGGUACGAGGAACGGAGCACCACCACCAUCAAGGUCAUCAUUGUCAUCUACCUGUCUGUGGUAGGGGCCCUCCUCCUCUACAUGGCCUUCCUGAUGCUGGUGGACCCCUUGAUUCGAAAGCCGGAUGCUUACACUGAGCAGCUGCACAAUGAAGAGGAAAAUGAGGAUGCACGCUCCAUGGCGGCGGCAGCUGCAUCCAUUGGAGGACCCCGAGCAAACACUGUCCUAGAGCGAGUGGAAGGUGCUCAGCAGCGGUGGAAACUGCAAGUGCAGGAGCAGCGGAAGACAGUCUUCGAUCGGCACAAGAUGCUCAGUUAGAUGUCUGGCACGGUUGCAUCAGGGACCCAGGCCAUGGCAACCAGCUUCCGGGGCUGGACAGAGCCAGUGGCCAGUUCCCUUCCCUCAUUGCAGUCUUCCCUGGGUCUUCCCUUCAAAAGCCCAUGGCAUUUGUUCUCCUCCCUCUCUAGAAGUGUACUCGACUGUUAUAACUAGGGAGAGUGAUUGGGUCUCUGGUCUCUAGUAUCUCUGUAGGUCUCCGGGGUGGUAGGGGAGGGAAGGCAAGGCAGAAGGGAACAGAGACAUUUGAGGUAGCCACAAGACUGGGUGCAAUCCACCCCUUCUUGUUCUUCUCCACUCCUCCAAGCUCCAAAUCUUGGGGAAUCUUUCUGCUCUUUGGGAGAUGGAGCUGUGUCAUCAAGAACUCUGUGGGUACCCAGCACUGAACCUGUGCUCCAGGAUGCUAUGAUCCUCACUCCCACUUUCUCCUACUUGACCUGGCCCCAGCCUCAGGAAUUGUUCUGGUGCCACUGACCCAUGGUGGUCUCCAAAACCCAACUGGAAGCCUCCUUUCCUCUCCUCGGCUCCUGGUCCACCAAUGCACGGCAGUGCCCAGGCAUGCCAGCAUAAUUCCCACCACUCCUCAGUGACUGCGACUGCUGAGCCAUCAGGUUGGACCAUAGGAUAGGGAGCUGAGCAGGGGACUUGAAUACCAUGGCUCCUGUCCUUGGAUGACCACGUGUCCCUGAAUUUCAUUGUACCAUGCAUGGAGAGAAAUGUUUGUCUUUCUGUUGUCUGUAAAUCAAGGAAGCCAUUAAAUUGUUUUAUUUCUCAAA